AUGGACGACUCUGACGACGACUAUGUCGAGUUUUCUCCCGGAGGUGGAGAUGAUGACGAUUUAGAUUUCAAUGACAAUGAUGGUAUUUCUAAAAGAACUCGGAAUAGAGAUCCCAGUGGAAGUACUAAUAAAAAAGGUUCACCUAGAAAAGGCAAAGCAGUUGCUGACAGUAAACUGAAGGGAACCAGUGGUGGUUAUGCUUGGGAAGAUGAAUAUCAUCGAAGUUGGGAUGUUGUACAAGAGGAUGAGGGGGGUAGUUUAGCAGGGGCUGUUGCUGGUCUUGUUGAGGAAUCAAAAAAGAAGAGAAUUGUUCGAGAUACGAAACCUUUGCAAAGAGGUAUCAUUAGAAACCUGAUUCUGAUUCUCGACUUCAGUUCUGCCAUGCUGGAAAAGGAUCUACGACCGAAUCGAUAUAAACUAAUGAUCAAUUAUGCUAUUGAAUUUGUUGGAGAGUUUUUCGAUCAAAAUCCAAUUUCUCAGUUAGGAAUUGUCGCCAUGAAGGACGGUUUAGCAAUGUUGGUGUCUGAAUUGGAUGGCAACCCUACGGAGCAUAUUCAUAAACUGGAACUAUGUCGCAAACAAGAGCCCACUGGAGUUCCCUCUUUACAAAAUGCAUUAGAAAUGGCUCGGGGGUUGCUUUAUCAUGUCCCUGCACAUUGUACAAAGGAAGUUCUACUUAUAUUUGGUGCUCUUCUAUCGUCAGAUCCUGGAGAUAUUCACAAAACCAUCACUAGUUUGGUCGAUGACAAGAUCCGAGCAAAGGUCAUUGGUCUCGCAGCUCAGGUGGCUGUCUGUAAGGAGUUGAGUACACGAACUAACUACGGCCAUUCUGAAAAUAAUUACGGUGUUGUGCUAAAUGAACCGCAUUUUAAAGAUUUGCUGAUGGAAACGACCACCCCGCUAGCUGUAUCAAAAAUGGGAGCUUCGGUGCGGGCAAACAUGUUGGUUGAAAUGGGGUUCCCUUCACGAAUAUCAGAAUCUGAACCUACUCUCUGUGCCUGUCAUUCAAUGCUGACCCAGGGAGGGUAUCUAUGCCCGCGAUGCAAAUCCAAGAUAUGCUCGCUACCCACCAUUUGUCCCUGCUGUAGUCUGACCCUUAUUUUAUCCACCCAUCUUGCUCGUUCAUAUCACCAUCUCUUUCCACUCCAAUCAUUUAUAGAAGUCGAUGCCACGAAACGAGCAAUCGCUUCACACUGCUUUUCAUGUCAACUUGAGCUGCCCCAUAUCACCUCUCUCACGUCACCUACCCACCGGUUUGCCUGUGUCAAGUGUAAUAACCAAUUUUGCAUUGAUUGCGAUGUUUUUUGCCAUGAAACAUUGCACAAUUGCCCUGGGUGCGAAUCCAUGGCACAUAAGCCCAAACAACGCCCUGUUCCCCUGCUUCCCCGGCCGGUUCAAAAACUCAAACUCAACUUCAACAGCGCGUCAUCCUCAGCAUCUAGUACUCCUGCACCUGAAGAUGGGAUAUCUGUGUAG
This is a messenger RNA of Sugiyamaella lignohabitans, 1476 nucleotides long. RefSeq names its product TFIIH/NER complex subunit SSL1 (gene SSL1). Gene Ontology annotation, cellular component: transcription factor TFIIH core complex; transcription factor TFIIH holo complex. The record is from RefSeq and is a predicted model, not a curated record. NCBI's taxonomy places the organism in Eukaryota, Fungi, Ascomycota, Dipodascomycetes, Dipodascales, Trichomonascaceae. Gene Ontology annotation, molecular function: zinc ion binding. Gene Ontology annotation, biological process: regulation of transcription by RNA polymerase II; nucleotide-excision repair; DNA-templated transcription. The coding region runs from base 1 to 1476 and encodes 491 amino acids. The transcript has a single exon.